AUGAAUCGCCUAUUAGAAACUGAACCCGUAAAAUCCUCUUUCAAUCUCAAGGGAUUACGAAAACUGCAUGACAAGAGUGAAAUAAGUAUAAGAAAAUUAAACUCAAUGGGAAUUACAUCCGGAAAUUAUGGUCAUUUACUUGUACCUAUUUUAUUAAAGCAAUUAUCCCAAGAUUUAGUCUUAAACUCUAAUACGCACACUGCAUUAAAAUGCAAAAAUUUCUCGGAUAAGCAGAAACGUUACAAAUUAAAGAAAUAUGGUAGAUGUUAUCGGUGCAUGGCUUAUAGACAUCUAAUUUCACAAUGCAAGGUAAAAAUUCCACCCUGUGAGACGUGCCAGAGUUUUCAGCACAAUUCCUUGUUUUGCCCGAAAAAUAAAAUUGAAAGCAGCUCUUCUGAAACCGAAACCGAAGUCGUAAUUUCUUCCGCUUUAAAAGCAGAAGAUAACCCUGGCAGUUACGCGACUUUACUUCAAACGGCUAACGUCCAGGCAGAAAAUGGUGCCAACAAGAUCAUGGCUAAACUUUUAUUCGAUUCAGGAUCACAAAAGUCCUUCUUGCGCAGUGAUCUGAAACAAGCUUUGAAUUUAAAACCAAUACGCCAAGAGAAGCUUUUAAUUUAUACCUUCUCGAAACGAGAACCCAUCGAGAAAAUAUUCGAAGUUGUACGUUUAAGAAUAAGGAGCAAAUUUCCCCCUUAUCAAUUCCCAAACAUUGAGGCUUUGGCUUCAGACGAAAUAACUGGCGCGGACAUAUAUUCGAAUGUUGACCCCAGACAUGUCAAAAGAGUAAUUCCAGCCACCUGUAUCCUCUCUGACUCCCUCGAAAAUUCCACCCCUAUCCAGAUCCUGCUGGGCGCUGACUAUCUGUGCAAUGUUCUAAGGGGAGAAUUACACGUAUUUUCUGAUGCUUCCUUAAGAUCUUUUGAAGCUGUUGCUUACUUAAGGUAUAAAACUUCCAAGAACUCUUUUCAGACACGUUUUGUAAUUUCAAAAACUAGGGUAGCACCAAUUAAAAAAUUGACUCUUCCUCGACUUGAAUUAAUGGGUGCUAUAAUUGUUUCAAGAAUAGCAAAACAUCUUAAGGAAAUUUUCAAAGAUCUUGAAAGAAUUAUUUUGUGGAGUGACUCGACGAUUGUACUCCACUGGAUAAAGUGUUCAGCAUCUAAAUAUAAACAAUUUGUUUCAAAUCGAGUCAUAGAAAUUCCAGAAAUUACAAACCCCAGUAAUUGGAGGCAUUGUAGUGGUAAGCAAAACCCAGUGGACAUGUUAACUAGAGGGAUUAGUAGCAAGGAUUUAAUCACCUCUGAAAGCUGGUGGCAUGGUCCUGAAUGGUUGAGGAACGCUGAAAACCUUUGGCCCAAAGCAAAGGGAUUUCAACAUGAUUCUAUAGAGCCAGAAAUUGCAUCUGAAUUUAAAUCCGGCGUUAUAAUUAACACAGCUAUUGUUCAAGAAAAAAUAAUAGAUCCAGAAAAAUUUAGCUGCUUGCUUAAAUUGCUAAGAGUGACUUCUUGGAUAUUACGUUUUGUAAAUACUCUUGAAAGGAAAAAUGUUGAAAAGGGUCCUCUUACUUCAGAAGAACUUUCCGACGUAGAAAUGUUUUGGAGUCUUUCAUUCUGGUGUAUCCAUACGUUGGUGCAAAUAAGAGAGAAGUUCUGGAUUUUAGAGGCCAGACAAACCAUCAAAUCUUUUCUUGGAAGAUGCACAAUAUGUAAACGAUUCAACUCUUCUCCCGGAAAUCAAGUGAUCGCGCCACUUCCAGACAUUCGUGUAGAACAGUCAACUCCAUUUACGAUCAUCGGAGUUGAUUUUGCUGGCCCUCUUUUCGUUAAAGAUAGUAUUAACAAGCAAUAUAUCUUGUUGAUAACCUGUGCAGUGACAAGAAGUGUUCAUCUAGAACUGGUCGGUGAUUUGACUACCGAUACAUUUCUUUUAGCUUUCCGACGCUUCAGUUUUCGACGUGGCUUGUGCUCUGUGGUGGUCUCUGAUAAUGCACGUACCUUUAAACGUGCAGAAUUAGAGAUAAAACUCAUUUGA
This is a messenger RNA of Argiope bruennichi, 2034 nucleotides long. RefSeq lists its product as uncharacterized. Bases 1 to 2034 code for a protein of 677 amino acids. The record is from RefSeq and is a predicted model, not a curated record. NCBI's taxonomy places the organism in Eukaryota, Metazoa, Arthropoda, Arachnida, Araneae, Araneidae. The transcript is spliced from 4 exons. Gene Ontology annotation, molecular function: nucleic acid binding.